AGACACCUCCCACCGUUCUUCUCGCUUUCUUAAGCUCUGCAAUUUAUUCCUCUCUCUCUGUCUAUCUUUUGUGUUUCGAAGCUCCAAUGAUCAGAAGAACAGCUUCGAGCCCUGAAAUUUGAAGCCCAAACUUUGCACUUCAGCAAUGACAAGCCCUCCAGCAGAAGAGUCUCUUCGGCAGCACAAGCUGUGUGGCUUCGUCUGCGCUGUGCUCGUUGCGAAUUCACCCAACCAGAAAGAACAGAAUGGCCAAUCCAAAGAACUAGUUGCCGGAAUGCGUUGUUACAUCUUCGGCGAAGGGUCCGAUGUAGGUUUCCGCUGCGAAGAUGGUACAAUGUUGUCAUUGAUUCAAUGCAAUGGAAAUUUGUCCCCGGAGAAAGAUUCGAAAGAGAAUAUGGAGAUCGGUUGUGGGAUUUCGACUCCGGAUUCGGGGAAACGUAAGGGCAUUGGGAACGAAUGCGGUUCCUCGAAGAAGAAGAGGCGGACAAUGGGACUCGUGAAUGGUAGCAUGAGUGUGGUUCAUCAGCUUCACGCAUUGACAAUGCAUAAAUGCUUGGAGAUUGUUGCUAGAGUGGUUAGAAUUGCAAUUCGUGAUAACGGGGAGGCGAGGGCUGUUGUUCUGGUUGAUGUGUAUUUGCCUAUUGCGGUAUGGUCUGGUUGGCAGUUCCCCAGAUCAGGGUCAACUGCCGCGGCUCUGUUCAGACAUUUGAGUUGUGACUGGGAGCAGAGAAGCUUCAUGCUCAUUGGUGAUGGAAAUCAGUAUAAAAUUACCUGUGGGGACAACAGGAACAUUUGGAACCAUUCAGAUUGUCAUGCUUUUGGAUGUAAUGUGCAUAGCAAUGAACUUGGAUCUUCUAAGAAAAGGAGGUUUGAUCUUUAUGAAAUUUUCAAGAGCUUACCUGGUAUAGAAAAGGAAGGCAAGGUUUAUUCAACAAGAAUAGAACCAGAAGAUGCAUCUCUUAGUUCAGGAAUUUGGACCGUCUCAGAUGAUGUGUUGAUUAAUGUCUUAACUUCACUUGGACCAAUGGAUCUUGUCAUGGUUGCUGCCACUUGCCGCCAUCUAAGGUCCUUGGCUGUAUCAAUCAUGCCAUGUAUGAAGCUCAAACUUUUCCCUCAUCAGCAGGCAGCAGUCGAAUGGAUGUUAAAACGUGAACGCAAUGCUGAAGUAUUGGCCCAUCCUUUCUAUAUGGAUUUCUCAACUGAGGAUGGAUUCCAUUUUUAUGUAAAUGCUGUUUCUGGUGAAAUAGCAACUGGUAUUGCUCCCACUAUCAGAGAUUUCCGUGGGGGUAUGUUUUGUGAUGAGCCAGGCUUAGGUAAGACUAUAACUGCUCUUUCUCUUAUUCUGAAGACACAAGGAACAUUAGCAGAUCCACCAGAUGGAGUAGAAGUAACAUGGUGUACACAUAAUCCUGACAUGAGAUGUGGUUACUAUGAGCUUAGCUCUGGUGAUUUGUUACCUGGUAAAUUCAUGUCAUCAUGGAGGAGGAUUGUAGGUCAGAAUGGACGAAGAGGACAAAUCUGUGCUGAUAAGUUUACUUCUGCAAUGAGUUCAAAAUCCUUACCAAAGAGAGCAAGAUUAGUGCCCUCUGAUGAUCAUAAAGCAAUAGUUACAUCUUCAACAGAUACACCUUCUUUGCCAGCAACACGUGUUCUUCGAUGCACGAGGAGUUUGAGUCAUGUUAAGAGAAAUCUUCUCGAUCAAUAUGAAGGAGCAUCAGGCUUUUCAAAAGAUAGUAAAGCUAAAAAAGCUAGGAAUAAAAGGAGACAUAAAUCAACUGGCUCAAGAAAUGCCCCUCUGGAGAAGCAAGGGAUGCCAUUGAAACGGCCAAAUCUUUCCAAGAUGCCUAGGGAGGCUACCAAUGAGCUCUCUGAAAAUAGUGAAACUUGGGUUCAGUGUGAUGCUUGUCACAAGUGGCGAAAACUUUCAGACAAAAGUAUCCCAGAUGCUACUGCAGCAUGGUUUUGUAGCAUGAAUACAGACCCAUUACAUCAGAGUUGUGCCAUUCCAGAGGAAUCUUGGGACUAUAAACGGUCCAUAACAUACUUACCUGGGUUUUACACUAAAGGAACCUCAGGAGGAAAGGAACAAAAUGUGUUGUUUUUUGCAAGUGUGCUUAAAGAGCAUUAUACAUUGAUAAAUUCUGAGACAAAGAAGGCUUUAACUUGGUUGGGUAAACUUUCUCAGGACAAACUCUUGGAAAUGGAAACAAUUGGUUUGACACGUCCUGUCUUGGAUACACGUAUUGUUUCUGAUGUUGAUGCCAAUGGAUACCAUAAAAUAUUUCAAGCAUUUGGUCUGGUAAAGAGAGUUGAAAAGGGUACUGUUCGAUGGUAUUACCCAUGCAAGCUUGUUAAUUUGGCUUUUGAUUUGGCAGCAUUUCGAAUUGCUCUAACUAAACCUUUAGAUUUAUUUAGGUUAUAUUUGUCAAGAGCAACUCUUAUUGUUGUCCCUGCAAAUCUAGUGGAUCACUGGAAGACACAGAUCCAAAAGCAUGUCAAGCCAGGGCAGCUUCGUGUUUAUGUCUGGACUGAUCAAAAAAAGCCCAGUGCACACAAUUUGGCAUGGGACUAUGAUAUUGUCAUAACCACCUUUAAUCGUUUAAGUGCUGAAUGGGGCCCCCGUAAGAAGAGUGUAUUAAUGCAAGUUCACUGGCUUAGAGUAAUGUUAGAUGAAGGGCACACCCUUGGUUCAAGUCUUAACUUGACAAACAAGUUGCAAAUGGCUGUCUCAUUGACAGCUUCAAACCGGUGGAUAUUGACUGGAACGCCAACUCCAAAUACACCCAACAGUCAAGUAUCUCAUCUUCAGCCAAUGCUCAAGUUCCUUCAUGAGGAAGCAUAUGGAGAAAAUCAGAAAUCAUGGGAAGCUGGCAUUCUUAGGCCAUUUGAGGCAGAGAUGGAGGAAGGUCGUUCGCGCUUGCUGGAUCUACUUCAAAGGUCCAUGAUUAGUGCCAGAAAGAAAGAUCUGCAAACUAUUCCUCCUUGCAUCAAGAAAGUGACUUUUGUGGAUUUCACUGAACAACAUGCAAAAAGUUACAAUGAAUUGGUAGUCACUGUUCACCGCAAUAUUUUAAUGGCUGACUGGAAUGAUCCUUCACAUGUGGAGAGUCUCUUGAACCCAAAACAGUGGAAGUUCCGAAGUACCACAAUCAGAAAUGUGAGGCUAUCAUGUUGUGUGGCUGGACAUAUUAAGGUAACAAAUGCUGGUGAGGAUAUUCAGGAAACCAUGGAUAUUUUAGUUGAACAAGGUCUAGAACAUGCGUCUGAAGAGUAUGCCAUGAUCAGACGUUAUCUCCUUGAUGGUGGUAACUGUUUUAGGUGUAAAGAGUGGUGUCGUUUACCUAUUAUCACGCCAUGUAGGCAUCUUCUAUGCCUUGAUUGUGUUGCAAUGGAUAGUGAAAGAUGCACUUUUCCUGGUUGUGGAUACUCUUAUGAAAUGCAGAGUCCUGAAAUUUUAACCCGACCUGAAAACCCUAACCCAAAAUGGCCUGUUCCUAAAGAUCUUAUUGAGUUGCAACCUUCUUACAAACAGGAUGACUGGGAUCCUGAUUGGCAUGCAACAACAAGCAGUAAAGUUGCUUAUCUUGUUGAAAGGUUGAAAGAUCUGCAAGAGGCCAAUAGAAAGAUAGGCUAUUCCACAGAUGAGGAGGAUGUGAAGCUCUCUAAUCCGCUUCUUUUUCUAUCUCAGAAAAGACACUGGAACGUGUUCCUCAACCAAGAGGCCUGCAAGAAAACAAGUGUUGACUCUUACAAGUUACUUCCUGAGAAAGUGAUAAUAUUUUCUCAGUUCCUUGAGCAUAUACAUGUCAUUGAACAGCAGUUAACAGUUGCUGGCAUAAAAUUUGUUGGAAUGUAUAGUCCGAUGCAUUCUGCUAAUAAGAUAAAGUCAUUGACAAUAUUCCAGCAUGAUGUGAAUUGUAUGGCUCUUUUGAUGGAUGGAAGUGCAGCUUUGGGCCUUGAUUUGAGCUUUGUUACUCGUGUAUUUCUGAUGGAACCUAUCUGGGACAGAAGUGUAGAGGAACAAGUCAUAAGUCGAGCUCAUCGGAUGGGUGCUACUCGUCCUAUUCAUGUGGAAACUUUGGCAAUGCAUGGUACCAUUGAAGAGCAAAUGCUGAAAUUCUUACAGGAUGCUAAUGAAUGUAGAAGAACCAUGAAGGAAGAGCUUGGAAGAACUGAUUGUGGAGGAGCACGGGUGCAUCGUACAUUGCAUGAUUUUGCUGAGAGCAAUUACCUGGCCCAGCUCAGCUUUGUACGGACAAAUUCUAAAACAUAAAGGGACUUGAUUAUUACACUUAGAUAUUUGGUUGAAGCUUUCUCAUCCCUUUUUUGGCAUAUACAAGUCUCUUUCCCUGUAUCUGAUUGGUGAUCUCUAUUGAUUCGGGCCAGCAGAUGACUUGGACUUGUCCUUCAAGAAGAAAUAGCAGCCUCUGACCCAAAUCAGUGCAAUAGUUAUAACUUGGUCUAUCGAACUUUUAGGAGUAUACUGUCAUUGUUAUUCUUGUGGUUUCAUUCGAUGUUGUAUGCAUGUCAGGAGAGUUUUGGUGGCUAUAGCCGCAUAAGUUUGAACUAACCAAACAAAAAGAUAUUACUUCCGAGUCUAGAGCAGGAUGGAGGUAUGAAUUUUUUGCUACUGACCCACCUGGGUGGUGGGACAACACAUGCAUUGAAACUUGCAUUCUAUAAUUUUCUUGUAUGUCAUAUACAAUGGCGGGUAUGUAUACAUUGAACCUAUCAUUUCAGUUCCUGUACUGUAUUACUAAUCAAAUUACUGAUUCUUAUUUCUUUCC
Messenger RNA from Nelumbo nucifera (sacred lotus), 4787 nucleotides. Its product is annotated as F-box protein At3g54460-like. The record is from RefSeq and is a predicted model, not a curated record. NCBI's taxonomy places the organism in Eukaryota, Viridiplantae, Streptophyta, Magnoliopsida, Proteales, Nelumbonaceae. Gene Ontology annotation, molecular function: protein binding; ATP binding; zinc ion binding. Gene Ontology annotation, cellular component: nucleus. Gene Ontology annotation, biological process: DNA repair.